Molecule: messenger RNA, 2233 nt
Organism: Myzus persicae (green peach aphid)
Lineage: Eukaryota; Metazoa; Arthropoda; Insecta; Hemiptera; Aphididae
Product: trace amine-associated receptor 1
Exons: 8
Coding region: 93-1379 (428 amino acids)
Biological process (GO): neuropeptide signaling pathway
Cellular component (GO): membrane
Molecular function (GO): corazonin receptor activity
Source: RefSeq, a predicted model, not a curated record
UCGACUUCGGCUCCGCGAGCUUACGGCCAACCCUUAACCGAAGUCAUAAUUGACGAACAUCGCGAACAAUUUGAAUAAAACCAUGUAAGAAAAUGAGGGCUGGCAGGUCGACAGUGCUAACAGCUCCACUUUUGUACAAUAGCAGUUGCUGGCAUCCACGUAUCUACACCAACGGUCUAUUAUUUCGCAUAACCGUAUCGGGUAUUACGGAGAGUGCAUUCGUCUCAUUGCUCACGGUGGCCAUACUCGUCGCUAAUCUUAUGGUAAUAGUCACGAUCAACAGCGACAGAUAUACCAAGUUCAUACACCCGCAGCCCCGGUACUUGGUGACAUCGCUCGCUUGCAAUGACUUGGCAAUUGGACUGCUAGUCACACCGUUGGCUGCUUUUUCGGCUCUAGUCCAUUGUUGGCCAUACUCGGAAAUCGUAUGUCAGAUUCAAGCUCUUUUAAGGGCAGCAUUGCCGCAACAGAACGCUAUGAUAUUAGUGUUCAUGGCAGUCGACAGAUACACGUGUAUGCUGCACCCAGAUAAAUAUCACAAACAUUCGAGUAAAAAAGGCUGUAUGUUGGUGUUGAGCUUGACUCUAGUGGGUUCGCUAACCGCUUUCGGCGCGGCGGUCAUCCGCCGAGGUGGAUAUUUCUAUAACGGCAAUGGAUUAAUGGCGUGCGAGCCGUUUUAUCAGAGGCCGAGUUUGCGAAUAUUGGCCGCCUGCCUUUUUUACUUCCCCACGACAAUGGCACUCAUGUAUUUCUACGGGUCGGCAUUGCACGUGGACAGGCUCCGGCACAGGCAACAAAUCAACAUAUGCGCCGUUCUAGUGCAACCGAUGUUGCCCAAUAACGCUGGAAAGAACACCCUCGACGAAGCAUCUGAUCGAUUAGCAUCGAAAGAACUGAGACAAAGCAUUCGAACUACCAGGGCUAUGGGAGCAGUAGCAUUAGGUUUUAUAGUAGCCGUAACUCCAUGGACAAUUCAAGAAGUUGUCACUGCGUGUACAGGAACAAAAAUGCCGCCGGCUGUAGAUUUCAUAAUCACGUGGAUAGCACUAAGCAACAGCUUUUGGAAUCCGUUCAUAUACUGGGCUUUGAAUCGAAAGUUCAGACGCAUCAGCCGCAGCAUUAUCAAAACCAAAAUUUUCCGCCGUAAAAAAUACAGCUCCAGCGUGAUAUCGUCGUCUUGCAAUGUUGGACAUCAGGAAAGUUGUUGCGCUAAUAGAGACAUGUGUUUUUCGGCCCUCCAGAAAGACAACGAGGAUAUUAUAGAGGUGGACAGGCAAUCGUUAGGAUCUCAAGACAGAGGAGGGUUUCCCCCAACGCCGCCCCCACCACCACCUUAUCAUAGAGGAGACAUACAACAUUGUCAUUCCAGGAGAUACUGAUAACAAAAACUAGAAUAAGUUAUAAUAUUAUAUAAUACUACUUAAGUUGAUCAAUCAAAUAACUGUACAUAUAAUCAGUGUAUAGAAUUAUAGUUAGAGCGAUUUAAGAAUGGUCACUGUACAAUUAUACAUGAAUAGUAUAAUUAUAAUAGGUACCUAUAAUUGAUGAUCGUUUAACAGGGUGGCUCUGAAUAUAAUUAAAAUAUUAUAGAGGUUUUUGUAUUUCAAACCUCGGAUUAUCUAAAUAAUAAUAUGAUAUUCCUUAUAGUUUUUAUUAUUUAUGCAUAUUGAACUGAAUCCAAAUAUUGUAUUAAGAUAAAACAAAUUAGAUCUUUAAAUAUUUUAAUAGUAUCUACAAUCUACCUACUUGUUGAUACGUAGGUACUGAAUUGCAUGUGAUACGUACCUAACACAGCAUGAUUUUAAGAAGGACGUUUACAAUUGGUUUGUCAUAUAAUUGACAUUCAAUCACUUCUUUGGGUAGGUGCAACUUCUUUAUGUAUAUUAUAAUCUAUAAGAAUUCAUUAACAAAUCAAUUAUUUACAAAAUAUCUUAAUUUAGAGAAAAACACAGUUUGUAAUUAUUCAUUACGAUUUACAGUAUUAAUGAUUUGAGUAAAGCAGUUUAGAAGUAAUGUUUGCUACUCGAGAUUAACCUCCACACUCCUUUGACUCAACUUAAAAGAUUUUAGCUCGUAAAUUAUUUGAUCAAAAUUAAAUAUUGAUAUACCUACAUCAAAGAAAGAAAAUGUUUUCUAGUUAUGAAAAUAACAGAAUUUAUACUUUAUAGUCUAGGUACCUAUAGUAUGAGUAUAAAAAACAUGACUAAAACAGAAGUCAUUUAGAAUUUGAUAA